UGCUUGCGAGUUCGCCGCUGCAGCCUCGUCUCUCGUUCUCUUAAUCUGCUGCGAGUGCGCUGUUUUCUCCACUUGAGUGGAGCGUUUGCUGAAGUUGCGCGCGUUGUUGAUGAAAGUUGCAGGUUUUUUUAUUUUUAAUAGAGAUCUCAGCUGAAUGGCGCAAUUUGUUGCUUGUGGAGAACCACAUUUGACAUCGACUCACAUUGCAUUCAUAAGAUACUUGAACCGGACCAUUGAGUCAAUCAGGCGAGAUAUUGCAGACACAUUUGCAGCCAUUUUCGGCUCCGAAAACAACCUUGCCCCCUCUGUAAGCACUAGAUGUGAAGAUGAUAUUGCUUUAUCGUCUACCAAAUAUCUAAUAUCAGCUAUUGGGAAAAAGUGCCAUCUAAUUGCUCAGGAUUGUUCCUCAAAUGAGAAGAGCUUCCGUGACAAGAAGGGCCCAGAUGUUGUUUUCAAUGUAUUGGAUAAUAUUCUAAAGGACAGUUUAGAGCGACUAAAGAUGAUGAGGGAAAAUAUAUCUUUGGCCAAGAUAGAUCUUCAAGGAUGCACAUUUGUCUAUAACUACACCGAACAUGCAGCUACCAUUAGGUCGUUGUGCUUGGAAGGGAAGUUGGGAGCAGCCAUGUGGCUUCGGAGGAAAAUGGUGCAGAAGGGUCUCAUUCCUGACGUGUUUACCCACAACCAUAUAGUAAAUGGGCUGUGUAGAACUGGUCUUGCAGAGAAGGCAGAUUGGUUUAUUAGAGAGAUGUUAGAAUUUGGUCCUCACCCCAACUCUGCUACUUAUAAUACUUUAAUCAAGGCAUAUUGCAUUGUUAAUAGUGUAGAUAAAGCUUUGCAUCUGUUCUCCACCAUGACCAAUACUGGUAUUCAGCCAAACAGAGUUACUUGUAACAUACUCGUUCAUGCGUUGUGCGAGAAGGGUCUUUUGAAGGAAGCUAAAAGGAUGCUUGAAGAAAUAUUACAUGAUAAUCACAAUGAUAUUCCGAAUUUAGUUACCUCUACUAUAUUUUUGGAUUAUUACUUUAAGAAUGGUGCAAUUAUUCAGGCUCUUAGCCUUUGGAAUGAGAUGCUUCUGAAGUGCACUAAUGUAGAUGUGGUUGCUUAUAAUGUUCUUAUCAAUGGAUUUUGCAAGAAUCAACAAACGAGCCUUGCAUAUGGAUAUGCAUGUGAGAUGAUUAAGAAAGGUUUACAACCUGAUGGUUUUACCUAUAAUAUUCUUAUUCAUGCUCUAUGCAAGGAAGGCAAAACCGGUGAAGCUUGCUAUAUUCUUGGAGUCAUGUCUAAAAUGGGAGUUCUGCCUGAUCAAAUUUCAUAUAAGAUUAUGAUUCGUGGUCUUUGUUUUGUUGGAAACAUUGCUAAAGCAAAAGAGUUGCUUUCGUACAUGUUGAGCAACACAAUCAUUACCAAGCCUUUAAUGUGGAACAUAAUAAUUGACUUUUACGGAAGAUGUAGAGACCGUAGUAAUGCAUUUUUUACAAGGGAUCAAAUGCUGGCUUUUGGUGUCUGCCCCAAUGUAUUUACGUAUAAUUCUUUAAUUCUUGCAGAAGUCAAGUGUGGAAAUUUCCAUGAUGCUUGUACUCUGAAGGAGGAGAUGAUUAUUAAAGGUCUCUUUCCUGACAUUGUUACUUAUAAUUUGUUGAUAGGUGCUGCUUGCAGUUUAGGACGUCUUGGUUUAGCACUUGAAUUGCAUGAUGAGAUGGUGCGAAGGGGUUGCAAACCAGACAUAAUAACUUAUACUGAACUUGUUAGGGGCUUUUGUAUUAGGGGUGACCUAAAAGAGGCAGAAGAGCUUUGUGCUAAAAUACUGAAAUCAGGUUUAUUGAAUGAUCAUGUUCCAGUUCAGAUUCUCUUCAGUACUUACUGCAAGAGGAAGCGACUGUUCGAGGCAUUUAACUUGUAUCAACAAUGGUUGGCGAGUAAACGAGAUAAUUACCCUUGGUAAAUGUUUGGCUUUAGGCAUUGCAGUAAAAUGUUCUGGAAAUGAAAGCUGUGUUUGCUUGGAAGCGGUUCUUUAUUUUUAUGAAACGUAGGUUGGUGGUUCUCAAGUGGUGGCUCAACACUGCAGCACUCUUCUCAACUCCAGAAGAUGUUCCCCAGACCAAAGUAGAAAAAGCUUUGGGCUAAUUAUUAUCUUACUCAGGUACAAUUGUAAGAACUGCUGCUUCUCUACAUGAAGUUUAUCAUAAGAAAUGCCGCUAAACUAUCAUGGAACAUUGCCAGGCUUUGCUCACCACUCGCCUUACUAAAAGCCUGAGAAACUGUAGGCACUACUGCUGCUCUGCUUAAUAUUGAACGGCAGAUAUUACCUUCAACCCAUGCCUGUUGGUGCUGGACUGGGGCUAGCCAUUGUUAUCUGUAAAGAUUGUGUGCUUGGAAAGAAGAUUGCUUUGAAAGCUGGCUUUGUGACUGAGGGAUUAAGGUUAAGUUCAAGUGUUGAGAGGAAUUGUAUGUAUUUUGGAACUUUGUCUAGGUAUAGCCAAUCCCCUAGACAAAAGAUAAAUGUUCUGUAAACUUGUAAACAACUGACUGGAAUUUAUAAAUUCUCUUCAUUAAAAUUGAUACUAAUGAGCUGUAAUUCGAAUAA
Arachis ipaensis is the source of this 2584-nucleotide messenger RNA. Its product is annotated as Tetratricopeptide repeat (TPR)-like superfamily protein. Lineage: Eukaryota; Viridiplantae; Streptophyta; Magnoliopsida; Fabales; Fabaceae. Gene Ontology annotation, molecular function: mRNA binding; protein binding. Gene Ontology annotation, cellular component: mitochondrion. The record is from RefSeq and is a predicted model, not a curated record. Gene Ontology annotation, biological process: mitochondrion organization; RNA processing.